UGUUUCACUAUCACAUUGUCUUGUUCAUCUCUCUGUUUUGUGUUUACCCAAAACAGAGAAAAAAUCAUCAUCAUGACAAACGCUUUCUCUAUAGUAACACAACAAUACAAAGCGUUACUAAAAAAAAACAUAUUACUCUCAUGGCGAAGUAAGCGAUCAAUUCUUCUCCAAUUAUUCUCACCAAUUAUCUUCAUCUUCUUAAUAUUCGCCAUUGACAAAGCAAUUAAAGCACAAACUUCAACAACUUCAGCAUACAAAACAGUUAAAAACCCUAAAUUACAACCUUCACCAUCAAUUCCACCUUGUGAAAACAAAUUCUUCAUCAAAAAACCUUGUUAUGAUUUCGUAUGGAGUGGUGAUAAGAAUCCGAAGUUUCAUACAAUUGUUGAUCGAAUAAUUAGGAAUAAUCCUGGUAGGGUUAUACCUAAUUGGAAAGUUAAAUCGUUUGGUGAUAAAUAUGAAGUUGAUGAAUGGUUAUUGAAUAAUCCUAUGCAAUGUCCUGGUGCGAUUCAUUUUGGUGAAAAGAAUGAUAGUGUUAUUAGUUAUGGGAUUCAGACUAAUUCUACAACUCUUCAGAAACGUGGAAGGUAUGAAGAUCCUACUUUUUCUUUUCAACUUCCUCUUCAGCUUGCUGCUGAACGUGAAAUCGCCAGAUUCCUUAUUGGAGAUCCAAGCUUCAAGUGGAAUGUGUUUUUGAAGGAAUUCCCACACCCAUCCAUGACUCCUUUCUCUGCUGUUAAAACAAUUGGUCCAUCAUUUUUUCUUGCAAUUGCUAUGUUUAAUUUUGUUCUUCAGAUGAGUUCUUUGGUGACAGAGAAAGAGCUUAAACUUCGCCAGGCAAUGACAGUGAUGGGGCUUUACGACUCUGCAUACUGGUUAUCAUGGCUAACCUGGGAAACAGUUGUUGCACUCAUAUCAUCUAUUCUCAUAGUUCUCUCUGGCAUGAUGUUUCAGUUCAGUUUCUUCUUGAAAAAUAGUUUCGCUGUUCUGUUCGUUUUGUUCUUCCUAUUUGAACUCAACAUGACUGGAUUGGCCUUCAUGUUAUCGGCUUUCAUUCGUAAAUCAGCUUCGGCAACAACAAUCGGCUUCUUCAUAUUUAUUAUCGGCUUUGUGACACAGAUUGUCGUACGAGCCGGAUUUCCUUACACGGAUGGCAUCUCUGAUACUUACCGAAAUUUAUGGUCAUUGUUUCCGCCUAAUCCUUUUGCUCAAGCCUUGAAAGUGCUUUCAAAUGCUGUUUCAACCCCUGAAGGUGAUGGUGUUAGCUGGAGUAAACGGGGGGUAUCAUGCGACACUUUCGACACUAACUGUGGGAUGUCAAUUAAUACUAUUUAUAAAUGGCUUCUUGCCACAUUCUUUUUGUGGUUUGUUCUGGCCAUCUACUUUGACAAUAUAAUCCCAAAUGCAAUGGGUGUGAGGAAAUCUGUGUUAUACUUUCUAAAUCCUCAUUAUUGGACAGGAAAAGGAGGACAAAAAGUGAAAGAGGGUGGGGUUUGUAGUUGCUUAACUUCAGCCCAUCAUGAAGAAAAUAGAACAGCAGAUGAUGAAGAUGUCCUUGAAGAAGAAAAUGCUGUUAGACAGCAACUAACACAAGAUGUGGUUGACGCAAAUGUUGCUGUUCAGGUACAUGGCAUUGUGAAGACUUAUCCCGGUACAUUCAGCAUUGGUUGCUGCUGUAAAUGUAAAAGAACUGCUCCUUACCAUGCUCUUAAGGGGUUGUGGGUGAAGUUUACAAAGGAUCAGUUAUUUUGUCUUUUAGGACCUAAUGGAGCUGGAAAAACUACUGUUAUUAAUUGUUUGACAGGGAUAACUCCAGUAACUGGUGGAGAUGCAUUGAUUUAUGGGCAUUCAAUACGAAGCUCCACUGGCAUGUCAAACAUUCGAAAGCUUAUAGGAGUGUGUCCCCAGUUUGAUAUCCUAUGGGAUGCACUGUCUGGUCAAGAACACCUCGAACUCUUCGCUAGUAUUAAAGGCAUAUCCCCAGCUUCUAUAAAAUCGAUUACUCAAACAUCAUUGGCAGAGGUGAAACUCGUGGAUGCAGCUAAAGUAAGAUCUGGAAGUUACAGUGGAGGAAUGAAACGUCGUCUUAGUGUUGCAAUUGCUCUUAUUGGUGACCCUAAAUUAGUCAUUUUGGAUGAACCGACUACUGGUAUGGAUCCAAUAACAAGGAGGCAUGUGUGGGACAUAAUUGAAAAUGCAAAAAAAGGGCGUGCCAUUAUUCUCACAACACAUUCUAUGGAAGAAGCUGACAUUCUAAGUGACCGAAUAGGAAUCAUGGCAAAGGGAAGACUCCGCUGCAUUGGCACCUCAAUCAGAUUGAAGUCACGCUUCGGUACUGGUUUUAUUGCUAAUAUUAGCUUCCAUGGAAACAAUAAUGAACAUAGUCCUGCAAAUAGUGAUGCAAUAUCAGCAAGACAUCGUGAGGCUGUGAAGGAAUUCUUUAAGCAUCGUCUAGAUGUAGUACCAAAAGAGGAGAACAAUAACUUUCUAACUUAUGUGAUUCCUCAUGAAAGAGAGGCACUCCUUACAAAUUUUUUUGAGGAGCUGCAAGACAGAGAAGAAGAGUUUGGCAUAUCUGACAUCCAGCUUGGUCUAACAACUCUUGAAGAAGUUUUCUUGAAUAUUGCAAGGCAAGCAGAGCUAGAAAGUGCUACAGCUGAAGGGAGCUUAGUGACUUUGACCUUGACAUCUGGAGAGUCUGCGGAGAUUCCUAUAGGAGCUAGGUUUGUGGGAAUUCCAGGAACAGAGUCUGCUGAAUAUCCCACAGGUUUUAUGGUAGAAGUAUACUGGGAACAAGAUGAUACUGGUUCCCUUUGUGUCGCUGGCCACUCGCAGAAAGCUCCAAUUCCUCAAAAUAUCCAACUAUCAUCAUCUGCUACUACAAGACAACGCCGGUCAGCGUCAGUUCGCGGGGUUGUGAUUGAUCCAAGCCAAGUUACUUCUGUCAAUUUUCAGUGAUGCAUGCUCAAUGUCUUUGAGCGGCUACCUCAGGACAGGAACAUGAAUGGAGAAAGGGGAGAAUGCAUUGAUAUUUCACUUACAUUCUAUUUUUUUUUGUUUCAAGAUUUCACUUGUGUAUGUGUUGUCAGUUGUUACCUUGUUGGAUAAUUAGGAUAUGUUUGGAUGUAGGAUUUUAGAGGGGAAUAGAGUUUUUUUUUCUUCCUAAAUUAAGAAAGUUAUAAAAUAUUUCUAAAGAUAAAUUAAGUGCAAUUAAAAUGUUGUAUGAUCAUAUCUGAAAUCCUCUAUCCAAACAUACUCUUAUAGAGUUUGGCCAUUUCCCCUGCUGGAAAGGGUUUUUAUUUUCUUGUUCGGGUAAUUAGUUUUGUAAGUUUGAACAAUCUUUUAUCUUAUUUUACUGAUUUUGAUAAAAUGAAUCAUGCCAUACA
Trifolium pratense (red clover) is the source of this 3386-nucleotide messenger RNA. Its product is annotated as ABC transporter A family member 2-like. Lineage: Eukaryota; Viridiplantae; Streptophyta; Magnoliopsida; Fabales; Fabaceae. Gene Ontology annotation, cellular component: membrane; intracellular membrane-bounded organelle. The coding region runs from base 73 to 2958 and encodes 961 amino acids. The record is from RefSeq and is a predicted model, not a curated record. The transcript has 15 exons. Gene Ontology annotation, biological process: transmembrane transport; lipid transport. Gene Ontology annotation, molecular function: ABC-type transporter activity; lipid carrier activity; ATP binding.